CCACAAACUACUCUUUUGGAUGUUUACGUUUAGGCUUUUGUGUAUAUUUCUUCUUCCUCCAUUAAAGGCUCUUGGCUUAUUAUACAUCUUUCAAGCUAACUUCCAAUUCAAAACCCUUGCUCUUUCUUCUUUCUGUAAAAUCUGACGGUUGAGAUGAGACGAGAGGGUCGGCAUCGGCAACAUGGUAUAGUCAGGACUUACCGGAUUCUUCCACCGCCGCUUAACCCAAGGCUGGUCAACUCAUCAACUUCAUCCACAACCUCUGCAUUCUUUACCAAAUUGCCAUCCAAACCAACCAAAGCUCACCGGAAAGUGUGGUCCGGCCAGGUGCAUUGGCUGAGAUCAAACGACAUCGCUUCAUCAAGCUACAAACUGCUGACGUGGCGGGUAUUGACCGGACCCGGACCCGUUUUGAAUGUCCCCGGUAUACUGGAUCUUAAUGGUGAUGGCGACCAUUGUGAAGACAAAGGAGAAGAAGCUGAAGUUGAAACAAUGAAGAGAGAGAAUAGACAUAAUAGCGACAAAGAAGGUUGUGGGUCCCAUGAUGAUGAAAGUAUGAGUUUUUACGAUGUGGGGAUGAUGAUGAUGGAACAUGUGUUAGAUGACGAUGAAGAGGAUGGUUGGUGUUUGGUCUGAAAAAGGAAAGGAUUUAUGAUCUCUCUCUCACGUGGAUCAGC
Molecule: messenger RNA, 677 nt
Organism: Eutrema salsugineum
Lineage: Eukaryota; Viridiplantae; Streptophyta; Magnoliopsida; Brassicales; Brassicaceae
Exons: 1
Coding region: 154-636 (160 amino acids)
Source: RefSeq, a predicted model, not a curated record